This is a messenger RNA of Hippopotamus amphibius kiboko, 2513 nucleotides long. RefSeq names its product cadherin 7 (gene CDH7). Gene Ontology annotation, cellular component: adherens junction; catenin complex; plasma membrane. NCBI's taxonomy places the organism in Eukaryota, Metazoa, Chordata, Mammalia, Artiodactyla, Hippopotamidae. The record is from RefSeq and is a predicted model, not a curated record. Gene Ontology annotation, biological process: multicellular organism development; cell-cell junction assembly; homophilic cell-cell adhesion. Gene Ontology annotation, molecular function: calcium ion binding; cadherin binding. The coding region runs from base 245 to 2332 and encodes 695 amino acids. The transcript has 11 exons.
GCCCGGGUGGCUGGCGCCGGACGCCGCGGGGAGGGCAGCGAGCCCCCAGGUACCUAUUACACCAUUCUUUGGCGAAGGUUAUUCAGCAGUUGUGACCUCUCCCAAUCGAACACUCUACAAAUUAUCAUCUCCAGACUCCCAGCUGACACCCUGCCGGAGGCAAGAGCUACUAAGCCAACUGGAACUGUGCGUUUUCUCUUGUCAAGGUUUUUUUCUUACACAGGAAAAAGAAAGAAAAAAAAAGAUGAAGUUGGGCAAAGUGGAGUUGUGCCGUUUUCUGCAGCUAAUCGCUCUUUUCCUGUGUUUCUCGGGGACGAGUCAAGCAGAACUCUCCAGGUCCAGAUCAAAGCCCUAUUUCCAAUCAGGGAGGUCCCGGACCAAGCGCAGCUGGGUGUGGAAUCAGUUCUUUGUGCUGGAGGAGUACAUGGGUUCAGACCCCCUCUAUGUAGGAAAGCUUCACUCUGAUGUUGAUAAAGGAGAUGGUUCCAUCAAAUACAUCUUGUCAGGCGAAGGGGCAAGUUCCAUUUUCAUUAUUGAUGAGAACACUGGCGAUAUUCACGCCACCAAGAGGCUGGACCGCGAGGAGCAGGCCUACUACACCCUGCGAGCCCAAGCGCUGGACCGCCUCACCAACAGGCCUGUGGAACCCGAGUCCGAGUUUGUCAUCAAGAUUCAGGACAUCAAUGACAAUGAACCCAAAUUCCUGGAUGGCCCGUAUACUGCAGGAGUUCCCGAAAUGUCUCCUGUGGGGACCUCAGUGGUACAAGUGACAGCAACGGAUGCUGAUGAUCCUACCUAUGGCAACAGCGCCCGAGUGGUCUACAGCAUCCUGCAAGGACAGCCGUACUUCUCAGUGGAGCCGAAGACAGGAGUCAUCAAGACCGCCCUUCCAAACAUGGAUAGAGAGGCUAAAGACCAGUAUUUGCUUGUUAUUCAGGCAAAGGAUAUGGUUGGUCAAAACGGAGGACUUUCUGGAACCACGUCCGUCACUGUGACUCUAACUGAUGUCAACGAUAACCCACCUCGCUUUCCUCGAAGGUCAUACCAGUAUAACGUCCCAGAAUCAUUGCCGGUGGCCUCCGUCGUGGCCAGACUUAAAGCUGCUGAUGCAGAUGUAGGCGCUAAUGCUGAGAUGGAAUACAGAAUCGUGGACGGCGAUGGAUUAGGGAUUUUCAAGAUUGCUGUUGACAGAGAUACACAGGAAGGAAUCAUUACGAUACAGAAGGACUUGGAUUUUGAAGCCAAAACAAGUUACACACUACGGAUAGAAGCUGCAAACAAAGAUGCCGACCCUCGCUUUCUAAGCUUGGGACCUUUCAGCGACACAACGACCGUGAAGAUAAUUGUGGAAGACGUGGACGAGCCCCCUGUGUUUUCCUCACCCCUGUACCCCAUGGAGGUGUCGGAAGCUACCCAAGUUGGCAAUAUCAUUGGGACUGUAGCAGCUCACGACCCAGAUUCUUCCAACAGCCCUGUGAGGUAUUCAAUUGACAGAAACACAGACUUGGAGAGAUACUUCAAUAUUGAUGCCAACAGUGGAGUUAUUACAACUGCCAAAUCUCUGGAUCGAGAGACAAAUGCUGUUCAUAAUAUCACAGUCCUUGCAAUGGAGAGCCAGAAUCCAUCUCAAGUAGGAAGAGGCUAUGUGGCCAUCACGAUACUUGACAUCAAUGACAACGCCCCUGAAUUUGCCAUGGAAUAUGAGACCACCGUUUGUGAAAAUGCCCAGCCAGGCCAGGUUAUCCAGAAAAUCAGUGCUGUCGAUAAAGACGAGCCAUCCAAUGGACACCAGUUUUAUUUCAGCUUAACAACUGAUGCAACAAACAACCACAACUUUUCACUGAAAGAUAACAAAGACAACACAGCCUCAGUUCUCACAAGAAGAAAUGGCUUCCGGAGACAAGAGCAGUCUGUUUAUUAUCUGCCAAUCUUCAUCGUGGACAGUGGAUCACCUUCACUCAGCAGCACCAACACCCUUACCAUCCGCGUCUGUGACUGUGAUGCAGACGGAGUAGCCCAGACCUGCAACGCCGAGGCCUAUGUCCUGCCUGCCGGCCUCAGCACAGGAGCCCUCAUCGCAAUACUGGCCUGUGUCCUGACGUUACUGGGUAGGUACUGUUUGCAAUGCUUGCACUGUAAGAGCAGUCAAAACCACCGUAGGUCAGAACUUCUCUCUUCUCUACUCUUUUUCAUACCUUUUGAGAACAUAUGCAGAUAUUCUAAUCCAUGGUAUUUGGCUCACAGAUCAAUCCAUGAUCAUCGGCCACACUCGCCAGUAGUGUAUUUAAAAUAUAACUCAGGAAAAUUAUCAAUUUUUUUUAAACAACAGUGAAGAUAAAUGGCUUCUGUUUAAAAUUGAAUUUUUUCAAGAUUUUUAAAACAUUUACCGUAUACCCCAGCUGUUUGCUUUAGAAUACAGGGAGCUAUAUUAGACUAGAGAGAAUAUUUUUAUGCUUAUUUUAGAAAUGAUGACCUUCGGUGGACUCUGUAAUAUUUAAUUCCUUAAGACAUGA